AAAAAGAAAAAAAACCCUAAACUCCCUCUGAAACUCGACAGUUUCUCUCUCUCGUGCUCGUGCUCGUGCGAAAAUCUUGGUUCUUGCUCUUCUUCUUCACUCGAUUUCGAUCGCUUGUUGUGUUCUCUAGGGUUCCGGGGGGUGGAUUGGCGAGGUCGAUGUGAAGAUCGACCUUGGAGCGGUCAAUUCGUUGCGCGUUUGCGGGAGGGGAGCCAGCGUUCGGUGGGAUUCUUGCGGGAGCCCCAGCUAUGUCGUCGUCGUCCGACAAGGAGCUCGAGGAGCAGCUUGCGGAAGCUGGGAAGAAGCUGCUGGAGCAGCCGUCUGCCGUAGAUGAGCUCCUGGCCCUUCUUGACCAAGUCGAAACUUGUCUCUCAAGAGUAGAACAAUCUCCAAGCAAAUCAAUGCAAAAGGCGCUUUGUCCGUCGCAGAAGGCAUUAGUGGCUAAUAGACUUUUCAGGCACUCGGAUGUUGACGUUAAAGUUGCUGUUGCCUCGUGCAUUAGUGAAAUAACGAGGAUCAGUGCACCGGAGGCUCCUUAUGAUGAUGACCAAAUGAAGGAAGUUUUUCAGUUGAUCGUGUCUUCCUUUCAAAAUCUAUCUGAUAAGUCAAGCCGAUCAUACGUGAAAAGGGCCUCAAUUUUGGAAACUGUUGCAAAGGUCAGGUCCUGUGUUGUAAUGCUGGACCUUGAGUGCGAUAAUCUGAUCCUUGAAAUGUUCGAGCAUUUCUUAAAGGAAAUAAGGGAGUACCAUCCAGAAAAUGUCUUUGCAUCAAUGGAGACAAUUAUGACACUGGUCAUAGAAGAAAGUGAAGAUAUUUCCCCAGAGCUUCUCUCCCCCGUCCUCGCCAGUGUAAAAAAGGACAAUGAGGAUGUCCUUCCUAUUGCAAAGAAGCUUGGAGAGAAAGUGCUUGAGAAGUGUGCCGUGAAACUGAGACCUUACCUGGACCAAGCAUUGAAAUCGUCUGGUGUUGUUUUAGGUGAUUAUAGCAAAGUAAUUGCUUCCAUAUGUCAAGACACAAAUGGCGCAGUUGAGCAAACUGAUAUCCAUGUUAUGGAAAAAGAGAUGUCAGCUGAAGAGCCUUCGACUCAAGAUAUUCCUGUUCCUGCCGAAUCUCCAAAAACAGUUGUGAACAAUGGGUCGACCCAGCUGGACAAAGAUGAUUCUUUGGCAGAUCCCGUGUCUUUGAAGAAGGAAGAAGAUGGUAAGGAGUCGGCAUCCAAAACCACUGAUGCAUCGAGCAAUGGCGACCUUGAUAAAUUGGACAACGAGAAGGCACAGAAAGAAGAAUCCAAGCCAGAAAAAGCUACCAAGAGAAGAGGACGGAGAACUAAUAUGUCAUCUAAAUCUGUGAAGCCCUCCAAGAUUUCUGGGGUUGAUGAUAAGGAUGCUGAAAAUGUCAAAGACACUGAGAAAGAACCUGGCGAUGAUGCUCCAAGUCUGCCACAUGAGGAUCUGAAAAGUGAGGCUAAAAUACCCUCACAAACUGAAAAGGAGGGUGCCUCUGAGCCAUCUAAGGAUAAAGCGGCUGAUGAGGAAUCCAAAGAUGAUGAAUCCAAAGACGAAGAAUCCAAUGUCUCUGCUUUGCCUACCUUAACAAAGGAGAUACCUGAUGAAAGUCAGCCCCAGGAGGCUGGAUCACCGAAUGAUAAAGAGGAUUCAGCUGAAGAGGUGAAACCAUCCUCUGUAGACAUUUCCAGAAAAGAAUCUGCAGGAACUGCUGGUCUUGAAGUAGAAACAGAUAUGAAAAGAGUGGAUGAUAGCGCUGACGAUAUGUCCAGCAAGGAGAGAACUAUAACGGUGGAGGAAACAUCCAAGGAUGAUGACGCAACCAGUGGAUCGGAUGUAAAAAUGUUGAAGCAGCCAGAGAAGAAAGUGAAUGCAAGCACCAGCAGUGGGGAAGGUACCUCUAGAAAGAAGCCAGAGGACAGAAGGAAGUAUGGCAAAGGUAGAUUGGCUUCUGAGAAGAUUGCGAAGAAAUCUGCUGGGAGAUAUGAUAAAAAGGGAACUCCUUCCUCCUCUAAGGUGGUGAAAAAACCAGUUAAAGAUGAGAAGCACCAGGGUGAGACCACUAAGGACAAUUUCAAGAGGAAGCGUAGUUCUGGCAAAGAGGAGGAUUCUGAUGCUAAGAGUUAUGGAGAGGAUCUGGUUGGUUCAAAGAUUAAAGUUUGGUGGCCUCUUGAUAAACAAUACUAUGAAGGUGUCAUUGAAGCUUUUGAUAGCGUGCAAAAAAGGCAUAAGGUUCUCUAUGAGGAUGGUGAUGUUGAGAUAUUAAAUCUUGAGGCAGAGAAAUGGAAGCUCGUUGAAGGUGAUUCUGGAGAUAAGGGCCAAGCUGCUGAUCAUGAUAGUUCAGAUGCUUCGCCAGAAAUGCCUCUGGAGAAAAAGGCGAAAGUGAAGCCUGGGCUGGCUUCAGCAAAGAAAGGGAAGAUGGAUAUGUCAUCCAAGAAGAGUGGAGGUGCUUCCUCUAGCAAGUCCAAAGCUCCUGCUGCUACAUCAUCUGGUCACAAGUCUAGGGAAGGCAGGAAAACAGACGGCAAUUUUGAGAAAGACCGAACCCCUAAAAGCACUGGUAAGGCAACUUUGAAAACGUCUGGGAAAUCCAAGGAUACUGAACUUAUGACUCUCAAAACUGGCAAAUUGAAAGCCAGUGACUCCAGUGCAAGAAGUGUUUCGACUAAGUCUGACCGAGAAAUCCAGAAAGGUGACAAGUCCAUGCAAGCCGAUAAGAGUAUUUCCAAGGGGAAAGGUCCAAGAAGCCUUGGCAAGGCUAAUACCAGUAGUUCCGGAAAGCUCAAACUUGGUUCACCCAAACCGAAAGAGGAUGAGAUUGAGGAUGAAGACUCAGAGGAAACACCUGAAGUCCCUCUAAGUAAGAAAGCAAGGCUGUCGGAGUCUUCAAAAGCGCAGGGAGGCAAGUCGAGCACUGGGAAAAAGCGUCGGAGAGGAGCUUAAAAUCUGAAAAGGGGGUCUUUGCUGACUGAGUAGAAGGUGGUUUUCUCCUCCUCGAGGCACCGGUCCAUCUCUCUGAAACUCUUAGGAUUUUGCAUGUUUGCGGAACUUCCCGAGCUGUGCAGUACUUAAGCAAAACAUUAUCUUGGUGGUAGCUAAUAUUAUGGCCAGCAUUAUAUUCAGAAAAUCUAGAUCAUUAGCGGUUGUAGAGGGUUAGCUUAGUUUUCCUUUUGCUGUUAGAGAGGAAUGCUGUUGUUGGAACUGACUGCAGAGCGCAUUGCUUAGCUUUGUUUCCUUUUGCCAAAAAAAGGGGGUUAUUUACAGAUGGCAUUAGCUUCAUGUUGCUCGACUUAAAAAGGCUUUUCUUUGACAGUAAUGUAUUGUUAGCGUGCAUCAUGA
Molecule: messenger RNA, 3344 nt
Organism: Rhodamnia argentea
Lineage: Eukaryota; Viridiplantae; Streptophyta; Magnoliopsida; Myrtales; Myrtaceae
Product: sister chromatid cohesion protein PDS5 homolog C-like
Exons: 13
Coding region: 249-2948 (899 amino acids)
Biological process (GO): mitotic sister chromatid cohesion; DNA repair
Cellular component (GO): chromatin; nucleus
Source: RefSeq, a predicted model, not a curated record